Molecule: messenger RNA, 2790 nt
Organism: Agelaius phoeniceus (red-winged blackbird)
Lineage: Eukaryota; Metazoa; Chordata; Aves; Passeriformes; Icteridae
Gene: UNC45B
Product: unc-45 myosin chaperone B
Cellular component (GO): cytoplasm
Molecular function (GO): Hsp90 protein binding
Source: RefSeq, a predicted model, not a curated record
AUGGAGGAUCCCAUUCAGCUGAAAGAGGAGGGCAAUAAGUAUUUUCAGGCCAGUGACUACGAGAAAGCCCUUCAAAGCUACACUCAAGCCAUAAAGCUCAACAAGGACAAGGCGCUGCAGGUGGUGCUGUACAGGAACAGGGCAGCCUGUUUCCUCAAAAAGGAGGAAUAUGCCAAGGCAGCCUCGGAUGCAUCUAGAGCUAUUGACAUCAAUGCUUCGGACAUCAAAGCCUUGUACCGUCGCAGCCAAGCCCUGGAGAAACUGGGCAAGUUAGACCAAGCAUUCAAAGAUGCUCAGAAAUGUGCCACCCUCGAACCCCGCAACAAAAACUUCCAGGAGACCCUCAGGAGACUGGGGGCCAACAUCCAGGAGAAGCUGCGCAUUCAGUUCUCCACAGACUCGAGGGUGCAGAAGAUGUUUGAGAUCCUGCUGGAUGAGAACAGCGACAAAGAAAAGCGAGAAAAGGCUGCAAACAACCUCAUAGUCCUGGGGCGGGAGGAAGCAGGUGCUGAGAGGAUUUUCCAGAAUAAUGGGGUCAACUUGCUGCUGCAGCUGAUAGAAACCAAAAAUCCUGAGCUGAUCCUGGCAGCCGUGAGGACACUUUCAGGAAUGUGCACAGGACAUAAGGCUCGGGCCACUGCCAUUCUCCAUUACCUGGGCAUCGACAGCAUUUGCAUGUGGAUGUCAGUGGACAAUGAAGAAAUCUCCCUGGCUGUCUGCAACCUCCUGCAGACCAUCACUGACUGCCUACUGGGCCAGGGGAAGGAGGAGCACCACGGCAAGGAGGAGGCUCUAGUGCUAGACACCAAGAAGGAUUUGAGGAUGAUCACGAUGCGUUUGCUGGAUAUGCUGGUCAGUAAGAAAGUGUCUGGGCAAGGGCGAGAUCGAGCCCUCAACCUCCUCAACAAGAACAUACCAAGGAAGGACCUGAAAGACCAUGACAACAGCAGGAGCAUCUUUGUCAUCGACAACGGCUUAAAAAAGAUACUGAAAGUGGUGGGCCAGAUUCCUGAGAUGCCUGACUGCCUGCCACUGACAGAGAACACCCAGCUGACUGCCUCUGUCCUCCUGAAUAAGCUCUACGAUGACCUGCGCUGCGACCCGGAGCGGGACAACUACCGGCUGAUCUGCGAGGAGUACAUCAAGAGCAAAAUUGACCCACAAGACAUGGAUAAGACACUCCAUGCUGUCCAGAUUGUGUCUGGUGUUCUGCAAGGUCCCUUUGACUUGGGCAACAAGCUGCUUGGCAUGAAGGGGGUGAUGGAGAUGAUGGUUGCCCUGUGUGGGUCUGAGAGGGAGAUUGACCAGCUGGUGGCUGUGGAAGCUCUUAUCCAUGCUUCCACCAAGCUGAGCCGAGCCACCUUCAUCAUCACCAACGGGGUGACACUCCUGAAGGAGAUCUACAAGAAGACCAAGAAUGAGAAGAUCAAAAUUCGAGCUCUGGUGGGUCUCUGCAAGCUGGGCUCAGCAGGAGGCACGGACUAUGGCCUGCGGCAGUUUGCUGAGGGCUCCACUGAGAAAUUAGCCAAGCAGUGCCGAAAGUGGUUGUGCAACACCAGCAUCGAUGCCCGCACCAGGAAAUGGGCUGUGGAAGGGCUCUCCUACCUCACCCUCGAUGCAGAUGUGAAAGAUGACUUCGUUGAAGAUGAGCCAGCCCUGAAAGCUAUGUUUGAAUUAGCCAAGGCAAGUGACAAAACAAUCUUGUAUUCUGUGGCUUCUGCACUGGUGAACUGUACCAACAGCUACGAUACCAAGGAGCUGGUCCCAGAGCUGGUGCAGCUGGCUAAAUUCUCCAAGCAGCACGUGCCUGAGGAGCAUCCAAAGGACAAGAAGGAUUUUGUGGUGAAGCGGGUGAAGCGGUUGCUGAAGGCUGGGGUUGUCUCUGCCUUGGCCUGCAUGGUGAAGGCUGACAGUGCCAUUUUGACUGACCAGAGCAAGGAGCUCAUUGCCAGGGUGUUCCUUGCCUUGUGUGAAGACCCCAAGGACCGCGGGACCAUUGUUGCUCAAGGUGGUGGGAAGGCCCUGAUACCUCUGGCUGUGGAAGGCACAGAUGUUGGCAAGAUAAAGGCUUCUCAUGCUCUGGCAAAAAUUGCUGCUAUCUCCAAUCCAGACAUUGCAUUCCCGGGAGAGAGGGUGUACGAGGUGGUGAGGCCCCUCGUCAGCCUGCUGAACACAGAGAGAGAUGGCCUCCAGAACUACGAGGCUCUGUUAGGUCUCACAAACUUUUCAGGAAGAAGUGAUAAACUUAGGUUGAAGAUAAUCAAAGAGAAGGCCCUGCCAGAUAUCGAAAACUACAUGUUUGAGAAUCAUGACCAACUUCGACAGGCAGCCACUGAGUGCAUGUGCAACUUGGUGGUCAACAAGGAGGUUCAGGAGCGGUUUGUGGCUGAUGGCAAUGACCGGCUGAAGUUGGUGGUGUUGCUGUGUGGUGAGGAUGAUGAGAAGGUUCAGGUUGCAGCAGCAGGAGCCCUGGCCAUGCUGACAGCAGCACAAAAGAAACUCUGCUCGAAGAUGACUCAAGUGACCACCCAGUGGCUUGAAAUCCUGCAGAGGCUCUGCUUGCAUGACAACAUGGAGGUCCAGCACCGAGGACUGGUCAUUGCCUUCAACUUAAUCUGCUCUGACAAAGAGCUGGCCAAGAAGCUGGUGGAGUCAGAGCUCCUGGAGAUCCUGACCUACGUGGGGAAGCAGGAGGAUCACCCCAAGAAGCAGCACAUCAUAAAUGUGGCACGUGAUUGCCUCACCAAGUGCAUGGAUUACGAGCUGAUCAAACCUCUCUCUCGGGCGUGA